This is a messenger RNA of Gorilla gorilla gorilla (western lowland gorilla), 7155 nucleotides long. It is a transcript of the gene ZNF654, whose product is annotated as zinc finger protein 654. NCBI's taxonomy places the organism in Eukaryota, Metazoa, Chordata, Mammalia, Primates, Hominidae. The transcript is spliced from 8 exons. Bases 153 to 3608 code for a protein of 1151 amino acids. Gene Ontology annotation, biological process: regulation of transcription by RNA polymerase II. The record is from RefSeq and is a predicted model, not a curated record. Gene Ontology annotation, cellular component: nucleus. Gene Ontology annotation, molecular function: DNA binding; DNA-binding transcription factor activity, RNA polymerase II-specific.
AGCCGGAAGUAGAGCCCAGCCGAGAGGCCCCUGUCCGGCUAGGGAGGAGGGAAGGGGGAGGGAACUAGAGAGGAGGAGGAGGUUAGCCUAGGCAUCUACGGCGGCGGCGGCGGCGGCGCAGGGGCUGGUACGCGCUGGGCGGCGAGAGCCUCAUGGCGGAGGAAGAGAGCGACCAAGAGGCCGAACGCCUCGGAGAAGAGCUUGUGGCCAUUGUGGAGUCCCCGCUGGGCCCUGUGGGGCUUAGAGCUGCGGGCGACGGCAGAGGCGGCGCUGGCAGCGGCAACUGCGGCGGCGGCGUCGGAAUCAGCAGUCGGGAUUACUGCCGACGCUUCUGUCAGGUGGUUGAAGAUUAUGCUGGAAGAUGGCAGGUCCCUUUGCCACAGCUUCAGGUUCUUCAGACUGCCCUUUGUUGUUUUACAACAGCCAGUGCAUCAUUCCCAGAUGAAUGUGAGCACGUACAAUAUGUUUUGAGUAGCCUUGCUGUGAGUUUCUUUGAGUUGCUGCUGUUCUUUGGAAGAGAUGAGUUUUAUGAAGAGCCCUUAAAGGAUAUUCUUGGAUCAUUCCAGGAAUGCCAGAAUCACCUCCGCAGAUAUGGAAAUGUGAAUCUGGAACUGGUGACUCGAAUCAUUAGAGAUGGUGGCCCAUGGGAAGAUCCAGUGUUGCAAGCUGUCCUUAAAGCUCAGCCAGCAUCUCAGGAGAUAGUGAACAAAUAUUUAAGUUCUGAAAAUCCACUGUUCUUUGAACUACGUGCCAGAUACCUAAUUGCUUGUGAACGCAUACCCGAAGCAAUGGCUCUUAUUAAAUCUUGUAUAAAUCACCCAGAAAUCAGUAAAGACUUAUACUUCCAUCAAGCACUCUUCACAUGUCUGUUUAUGUCACCUGUAGAAGAUCAGCUAUUCCGGGAGCAUUUAUUGAAAACUGAUUGUAAGAGUGGAAUUGAUAUCAUCUGUAAUGCUGAAAAAGAAGGCAAAACUAUGUUAGCCUUGCAACUCUGUGAAUCCUUUCUUAUUCCACAGCUCCAGAAUGGGGAUAUGUACUGUAUCUGGGAGUUGAUUUUCAUAUGGAGUAAACUACAGCUUAAAUCUAAUCCUUCAAAACAAGUUUUUGUAGAUCAAUGCUACCAGCUUUUAAGAACAGCAACUAAUGUGAGAGUCAUAUUUCCUUUCAUGAAAAUCAUCAAAGAUGAGGUUGAAGAAGAAGGCUUGCAAAUUUGUGUUGAAAUAUGUGGUUGUGCUCUACAACUCGACCUUCAUGAUGAUCCCAAAACUAAAUGUCUAAUUUAUAAAACAAUUGCACAUUUUUUGCCAAAUGAUUUGGAGAUCCUCAGGAUUUGUGCACUCUCAAUAUUUUUUCUGGAGCGCUCCUUAGAAGCGUAUCGAACUGUUGAAGAGCUUUACAAACGUCCAGAUGAAGAAUAUAAUGAAGGCACAAGUAGUGUUCAAAAUCGUGUUCGUUUUGAAUUGCUUCCAAUUUUGAAAAAGGGAUUGUUUUUUGACCCUGAAUUUUGGAACUUCGUAAUGAUUAAGAAAAACUGUGUAGCAUUAUUGAGUGAUAAAUCAGCAGUUAGAUUUCUAAAUGAAAGCACACUGGAAAAUAAUGCAGGUAAUCUAAAAAGGACGGAGGAACAGCAAGGUUUGGAUGAAGGGUUUGACUCUCUUACAGAUCAGAGCACUGGAGAGACUGAUCCUGAUGAUGUAUCUGGAGUGCAGCCUAAAGGUCAUAUUAAUACGAAGAAAAAUCUUACAGCUCUUAAUACUUCCAAAGUAGAUCACAAUGUCCCAAGGCAUCGUUGUAUGUUAUGUAACAAGGAAUUUUUAGGUGGUCACAUUGUAAGGCAUGCCCAGGCUCAUCAGAAAAAAGGCAGUUUUGCAUGUGUAAUAUGUGGUAGGAAAUUUAGAAACAGAGGACUUAUGCAGAAGCAUUUGAAGAAUCAUGUUAAGAAGAUACAGAGACAGCAAAUUGCUGCAGCUCAACAGGAUGAUCAGGAAGUCACUGCUUUGGAAGAAAUAAAUUGUUCUAGUUCUUCCAUUUCAUUUGAAAAUGGGAAUUCUGAUAGUAAGGAUUUGGAAGUGGAGACACUUACUGCUUCUAGUGAAGGAAACAAAGAAGUCAUCCCUGAGCAUGUGGCUGAAUUCAUUGAAAUUCCCAUAAGUGUACCAGAAGAUGUUAUUGAAAAUGUUAUUGAAAAUGGCAGUCCUAAUAAUUCUUUAAAUAAUGUCUUCAAGCCUUUAACUGAAUGUGGGGAUGAUUAUGAGGAGGAAGAGGAUGAAGAAGGUGAUUAUGAAGAAGAUGAUUAUGACCUGAAUCAAGAAACUUCAGUAAUUCAUAAAAUCAAUGGAACUGUGUGCCAUCCAAAAGACAUAUAUGCCACAGAUCAAGAAGGAAACUUUAAGUGUCCUGCUCUUGGCUGUGUCCGGAUAUUUAAAAGAAUUGGGUUUCUAAAUAAACAUGCAAUGACCGUACAUCCAACUGAUUUAAAUGUGCGACAAACAGUAAUGAAGUGGAGCAAAGGAAAAUGCAAAUUUUGUCAAAGGCAAUUUGAAGAUUCUCAACAUUUUAUAGACCACCUUAAUAGACAUAGCUAUCCAAAUGUGUAUUUUUGUUUGCAUUUUAAUUGCAACGAGUCGUUUAAGCUGCCGUUCCAGCUUGCCCAGCACACAAAAAGUCACAGGAUAUUUCAGGCUCAGUGUAGUUUUCCAGAAUGCCAUGAGCUUUUUGAAGAUCUUCCUCUGCUAUAUGAACAUGAAGCUCAACACUAUUUAAGUAAAACACCAGAGUCAUCUGCACAACCAAGUGAAACAAUUCUUUGGGAUGUUCAGACAGACUCAAAUCCUAAUCAGGAAAAAGACUCAUCUAGUAAUGAGAAACAAACUAUUAGUCUGCCAGUUUCUACUAGCAAAUCAAGGAAAGAGUCUACAGAACCAAAGACAUGUAUAGAAAGUAUGGAAAAGAAAACAGACAGUUUAGUUCAGAAUGGAAACGAACGUUCUGAUGACACUGUUUCAAAUAUAAGCUUGAUAGACCAAAAGAUGCCUGACAUAGAGCCAAAUUCUGAAAAUAAUUGUAGUAGUAGUGAUAUAGUCAAUGGACACAGUGAAAUAGAGCAAACACCUUUAGUUUCAUCAGAUCCUGCUUUGAAAAUUGAUACAAACAGAAUCAGGACAGAAAAUGGUUCCAUUUUACCCAGUGUUGUACCACAAGAACACAACACCUUGCCAGUAUCUCAGGCACCUUCCAAACCAAAUCUGACAAGUGAAUAUACUUCAUAUGGCUUAAUUUUAACAAAACCAUACGUCAGACCAUUGCCUCCCAGUUACCUUGAUGAACGGUAUCUUAGUAUGCCAAAACGCAGAAAAUUUCUGACUGAUAGAGUAGAUGCCUGUUCUGAUCAAGAUAACGUGUAUAAAAAAUCAGUGAAAAGAUUAAGAUGUGGCAAAUGCCUGACCACCUACUGUAAUGCAGAAGCACUUGAGGCUCAUGUUGCACAAAAGAAAUGUCAGACACUCUUUGGAUUUGAUUCAGAUGAUGAAAGUAAGUCUUCUGUCUUCUUAGUAGAGGUAUCUGUAGAAAGAGAAAAUGGCAUAAAUAAAACUAUUAUAGAUCUUUGAGAUUUAAAAAAUUGAUAUUUGUGUAGCACAGAUAGUGAAGCAUUACUCCAUACAUUAUUUCCUUUAAUACAUACAACCACUAUGAGGUGAUACUAAUAUUCCUGUUUUAUAGAUCAAGCAACUGAAAUUCACAAGUAAUUUGCAUAGGGCUUUGCCUAUGAACUUGUGCAAGGCAGAACCUGAACACAGGUUUUUCAUAUUUUUUGAUUAUACUUCUUCCAUUGUAUCAAAGGUUAUUCUUCAUUCCAAGUUUCAUAUAAUAAAAGUUGUAAUUUUGAUGGGAAUUAUUUUUCAUAUGCAUUCCAGAAUAUAAAUCAAGUGAAUCUGUGUCUCUGUUACAAAAAUAGAAGUAGAAAAAGAACAGAAAAUAAUUGAGAAACAAAAUCAGAAAAAGAGCUUGUCUGUCUACUAAUAUCAAUAUCCUUUAAAAUGACAGGGUAUAAAUUAAACAGGAAUCUGACUUGGAAUUCCGGUCGAAUGUCAAUAAAACUUGAAUUAACAGAUGUGUUCUGUUUUACAGGUGCCUGAUGAAAAUGUUUCAGAAAGAUCUGUCAAUCAAGCAGUAGUGUGAAAAAAGCACUAUAAGAAAAUGCAUCAUCAGUUUGCUAUUUCCCUGAUGGCCUUAAUUUUAGAGUGGUCUCGGAUUACUAAAGAUAAAGACAAAGCACAUUUUCUAGAAUGAACUCACAGAGAUGUGCUGGCUUAGACUCCAAAAGGGUUAUUAUAAAACUCCCAAAGUACCAGUUUUCCAGAAAACCACAUUUUACAGUUUAUGAUGAUUAAUAGCAGCAGCAUGUUCAGUUUCGCUUAUAUGAGAAAGAUGUUUAGGCAACUAGUCAGACAACCAGCUAUGGCCUUACAGAAAGGGAAAAGUUAACCCAUUAUUAAAAAGUGUGUGUGGGGAGGGGGGCUGGUUUACAAUAAUAAACCAUUUAAAGUAUUUUAUUCUACAAAUGGGGUUUGUUUUCUUGUCAUGCAUAAUCAGACUAUGUCCCCUCCCUUCUGGUUAAACAUGGUUUAAGGAACCGCUGCUGUUUGGUUUGUGAUAUGAUUUAGAAACUUAUACAUUAACUUACCACAGUGCUACCAAUUAAAGAUUGUAACUGGUUUCCAGAUGAUUAAUUAGGUCAAAGUUCAAUGAAUGGCACGCCAGCAUUGAAAAUUAAAAAACAAAACAAAAAAAACCACAGUGCUUUGCUAAUAAGCUCUUGAUAGAACCUCCCACUAACUACUUUUGUGGUACAAAUUAGUUACAUUUAAAGGGCAGCAGUGUCAAUAAAAUAGAAAAAAAACCGAUCAGUAACUCUGGGGAGAGAUGAAAGGAAUCUAAGACUUUACAGGCUUUGUAGUUGAAGGAAAACACUGAAUUGCAAAUUAUUCAAUGUGAAUAAUGGUAAAAGCACACUGGGAUAUUUCUGUUUGUGUAUAUGUUGGGACAUUGCUUGAUGAUUCAUAGUAAGGUCCUUUAGACAUUAAUGUGAGUUAUCUAAGUACAGUCCUAUUAAAAUAACUGGCUCAAAAAAUCAGCUAAGAAUCAGGUUGAGAAAUCAUUCAUUUUAUUCUAUUUAGAAGAGGUAAUUCCAAAAUAAGCCAUACUAUUCCUGUUUUUUUAAUUCAUUAGUGAUGAUUGGUCUGAAUAGUAAUUUUUAUAUGUAAAAGGAAGUAUUUACACAAAACAUUUGCACAAGAACACAGUAAGAGAUACAUUCAAGCAUUGUUUUCCUUAGUGAUGUUAUUUUCCUAAGAAGAUUUUAACUUAAUAAAGUGUUAAAACAAUAAAUAUUUUUAAAAAUACCCUCUCAGAUGUUUUCCAUUUGUCCAUUAUUGAAAGGAAGAUGCUUAAAGACUUCCUUUUACCUAAUAGUGUGUAAAUCUAAAACAGGGAUAAAAAUAACAAAAAGGCAAAGUGUUUCAAAACAGAUCUCCUAAUGUCCCAAUGUCAAAUAUUCCAGUUAUUCUAAAUAAUAAAAUCUUUGUUCAAGGCAGGUAAUCUCAUCAGACCCUAUUAGAGCUUCUUGAAUGAGGCUAUUACGGAAGUGGGGAAUUUCUUCCAGGUAGCAUCCAUAUUUUAUUAAAUUAGGAUUUCCAGAUCAUGAUAGAUCAGAUGAUUUUCUUUUAAUUUCCUGGUUUUAUUGGUUUAUCAUCAGCAUUCACUACUAUGCAAUGAUGGUCAUAAGUCCAUUCCAAAUUUAUAUUUGUUUCUGUUAUGUAGCCUACAUUAGGCUGUGGAAUUUACAUUUAGGUAACUAAACACAGCUCAUAAUUAAAAUCUUUUCUUUAAGGUCAGCUAAAAAAAAUGUUUUCUGUAUUUCUUGAUACUAAAAAUGUAAUGAUUUUUAUUUUAGUUCAUUCUAAAAGUAUGUCUUGUAAUAAAAAGUCUGUUUGGAAACUGGUUCAUUUGGACAGUGAAGUCUUUUGAAAUAUUUCUGCUUUGUACAUUUUCCAGAAGUUUAAUAUUUUAUCACAUUUUCCACAAGUUGUAACAAUUGAUAUAAAUCCAUGCCCACAAAGUAUUCCAUUUUUAUUACUUUUACUGUUCAUGCCAAGAUGUUUCAAAUAUAUUCCAUUUGUAAUCUGUCUUUAACUUGAGGUUUAUUUCUACUUUUGUGUUGCUAAAAUUAUUUCCGAAAGACUGAGAUCAAACUGGUUUAUAUAUAACUAAAUCAAGGAAUGUUUUAUAAAAUUCUAUUUGACCACACUGUCUUAACCUCGGUUUAUAUACUUCUCAAAUAGCUAUUGAAAGAAUGUGUUCAUUUUAUUACGUCUGUCUUUUAAAACAUAAACCUACAUCAUUUUGCUUUUAUAGGGUGCAUAAACUUCCAACAGUUCUAAUUUGAGCGCUUCAGAAGAAAAGGAAGCUUGCUUCUUAUUCCUCAGAUUCUUCUUUUUUUCUGUUUUGAGGAUGUAUUCAUCCUACAUGGACCAAGUUUCAAAUCUUUGUUUUUAAAUAAAAAUUUCCUUCAAAAAAUUAAAUGUUAAAUUUCUGCUGUGUGUCAGUAAGGUGAAGAAAAUAGCAAAUCUGAAUUUUUGCUGCUCAGAUAUUAUGGAGGAGGUAAAAAGGGGAAUCUCCGUGGACAAGGACACUGGUACUUUGGGCUUUAGCCAUAUUCAUUUUUUUGAAACCACCAAUAAUAUAAUACUUAAAUAAUUUAUAUCAUUGAACUUGUGAUUCUUUUCAAAUCACACUGAAGGUUCAGCCGUACUCCUUUCAUGUUUGGUUUAAUACUGUUGUAUGGAUGAAAAACCUAAAAGGGAUGAUAGUGUUUAUUUUUUAAUUUAUUUGGUACUGUAAAACACCUUUUCAGAAUGAGUAAAUGCUGCAUAUGCAUUUUGGAGUUGUUAAUAUGUGAAAGAUAUUACAGAUUCAGCAAGAAAGGAAAUUUGUGCUUCCUUGUUGAAUGUUAAAUUAUUUUACUUUGCAUUUUAUAAGAGUACAAAUUAAAACUGAGCCAUUGAACUGCAAUAAAUCAACAAUAGUGUCUCAUUUCAAGAAAUUUUUUGUACUGUACAUAGAUUUGUUCAAUAAAACGUCCUUGUUGGUAAUCAA